GGAGGGGAGAGGACGUCAUGUUGAGGAAACGAAACCUAAAGAACCCCGACAUGUGUGAUAAAUAACACGCAUUAAAUAGUCUUAAAGACAGAAAAAACAACAAGGAAUGGCUAACACUUCCUGGUCUGAGGAGAACUUUUCAUGUCCCAUCUGUCUGGAUGUGUUCAGCAGUCCAGUUUCCACACCAUGUGGACACAACUUCUGCAGAACCUGUGUUACUAAGUUCUGGGAUGAACAAGUCAAGUACAAAUGUCCAGUUUGCAACAAGAUUUUCGACAUAAGACCUGACCUACAGGUCAAUACCCUCUUAUCAGAGCUGGCUACUCCGUUUAGAAAGUCCUUACGAGCAAAAAAGCAGCGAUGUGUUGAACCAGGAGAAGUUCCCUGUGACGUCUGUAUUGGGACCCAGCUGAAGGCUGUGAAGUCCUGCCUAGUGUGUUUCACCUCUUACUGCCAAACCCACCUGGAGCCACAUCAGAGAGUAGCAGGCCUGAAGAAACAUCGGCUGGUCGAGCCUAUGGACCGUCUGGAAGACAGGAUGUGUAAGAAACACGACCGACUUCUGGAGCUCUUCUGCCAGACUGAACAGGUGUUUGUGUGUCAGUUCUGCACAGAGGGUGAUCACAGGUCCCAUCCUGUUGUACCUCUAAAGGAGGAAUAUGAAGUGAAGGUGGGCCAGCUGGGGAAGAUAGAGGCUGAAGUUCAGCAGAUGAUCCAUAACAGAAUACAAAUUAUUCAGGGCAUUAAAGACACAGUAGAAUUAAACAAAAAAGACUGCGAUAGAGAGAUAGCCGAUGGUUUGCUGGUCUUCACCACUCUGAAGCGCUGCAUUGGAAAAUGCCAGGAUGAUUUCCAUCGAGCGGUUAAAGAGAAACUCAAUUCCACAGAGAAACGAGCUGAAGACCUCAUCAAAGAGCUGGAGCAGGAAAUAAAUGACCUGACCAAUAGAAGCUCAGAAGUGAAGCAACUCUCACACAAUGAAGACCCCCUCCACUUCCUCCAGGCCUUCAGAUCCCUGAAGGAUCCUCCACCCACCAGGGACUGGACGACGGUGGAGGUCCGUCCUCCGUCAUACAUAGGGACCUUGAGGAGAUCACUGGAUAAGCUGGAAGAGACUCUGAACAUGGAGAUGAAGAAGCUGCGUGAUGCUGAACUGAAAAGGGUCCAGCAGUAUGAAGUAGAUGUGACUCUGGAUCCUCAUACAGCUUAUCCCAAGCUCAUCAUGUCUGAGGAUGGGAAACAAGUACAUUAUGGAGGUGUAAGGAAAAAACUCCUAACCAACCCUAAGAGAUUUAAUCGGUAUACAUGUGUUCUCACAAGGCAGUGCUUCUCCUCAGGGAGAUUUUACUUUGAGGUCCAGGUUAAAGACAAGACUGAAUGGUGUUUAGGAGUGGCCAGAGAGUCCAUAGACAGAAAAGGUUGCAUCAUAUUCAGCCCUAAAACAGGUUACUGGACUCUUUACUUCAAAAAGGAUACGUUGUUAUUCGGUGAGGACCCUGAUAUCCGUCCGAGAGCUGAGCUCCAGAAGGUGGGGGUGUUUGUUGAUUAUGAUGAGGGUCUUGUCUCCUUCUAUGAUGUGCAAGCCAGGGUUCAUAUCUACUCUGCUGCUGGCUGCAACUUUAGAGAGCCUCUCUAUCCACUCCUCAGUCCAGGUGACCAUCGGGUUGGUGCAAACUUUGCCCCCCUGAUCAUCUCACCUGUCAAUCAAACAGAUUAAGACACUGUUCGAUGAUAAAAUAUACAAACAACAACAACUAAUGAUAUUUCCUGAAUAAGAAUAUCAGAUUUGAGAGAACUGCAUUAAUAUUGUACUGCUGUCUUUUAACAAGGAUUAUAAUAACCUUGACUAUUAUAAAAUAUAUCCCAUUGUAAAUUGUUAAGUUCCACCGUAUUCUUCAAUUUAGUUUCUAAAAAAUAUUUUCAUGUUUAUUGCUAAAAUGCUUUCAUUCAUGAUGUUUGGAGGAUAUUGCUUUUUAUCAUAUCAUACAAUAAAUACGCAAUUAAAUCAUUUUUCUUCAGAUUUCCAAAAAAAAAAAAUUGUUUAGUCAAAUAUUUUAAGAACCUGAACUUGAUUAGCUCAGAUUUUAAAAAACAAACACAAACACACUGGCUUAUCUUAUCUUCAACAUUUCUGUCAGGCAUUGUCCUGUCUUUAAGUAUUCUAUUAAAUUGAAUCAAGAAAAUAAAACGUGUCAAACAUGAAGGAUUGUUAGAUACUGUAUGUGUCCCAACGAAUUGCCCCUCAUACUCGUAUAAAGUUUAUAGUGCUACUUGUGUUUUUAGUAACAGGACCGAGCUGAUGUGUAAUGCCUACUUUUACCGUCAGGUUGGGGAAGCUGUUCGACCAUUGAAGCUGAUCACACACGCAGCUGAUCACACUGCGUCCGUCUAUCCUCUGUCUCUAGAUUUGUGUUCCCCAAAGACUACGGUUGUCAUGUGAGUCUGCAGACUGGCAGAGUGAUGCACGCCACUGGUUAAAUGUGCACUGCUCAAUGGUUUAGUGAUCGCUUCAGGUUGUAAGCAUCGUGUAGCGGGGCCCUAGCUUUAGACGGGGCCCCACACUGAGGUAACUGGACAGAAGAGACAGAUUCAAACUCUAGACCCUGUUUCACUAUGUGUUGCUGUUAUUCAUUUGUUUGUUUGUUUGGGCGUCC
Molecule: messenger RNA, 2654 nt
Organism: Gadus morhua (Atlantic cod)
Lineage: Eukaryota; Metazoa; Chordata; Actinopteri; Gadiformes; Gadidae
Product: E3 ubiquitin-protein ligase TRIM39-like
Exons: 2
Coding region: 107-1717 (536 amino acids)
Molecular function (GO): zinc ion binding; protein binding
Source: RefSeq, a predicted model, not a curated record